AUGGUGGGGUCGCCCACGAAGCGGCUGGCGCGGCGGGUGAUGAGGAGGCCGCUGGAGAAGGCCGGGAUGGUGGGGCUCGCCGUGGUGGCCACGGCCACCGCCGCGCUGCUGCUGCUCGUCUGUGCCGCCUCGCUCCGCUGCUCCGCCGCCGUCGACUACGCGCUCGCGGCGCCCAGGAGGCUCUGGAGCGGCGGGGUCUCCAUCGCGGCCGAGGCGUCGCCGUCGCCGUCGGCGGAGAGGGGGAGCGGCGCCGUUAAGAAGGCGGCGGCGGCGGCGGCGGCGAUGGUGGUAGGGGAGGAGUGCGACCUGUUCGACGGGAGUUGGGUGUGGGAUGACACCUACCCGCUCUACGAGUCCAAGGACUGCCCCUUCUUAGACGUCGGGUUCCGGUGCUCGGAGAACGGCCGGCCGGACGCUUCCUAUGUCAAAUGGCGGUGGCAGCCGUCGCGCUGCGAUCUACCCAGAUUCGAUGCCAAAUUUAUGCUCGAGAAGCUACGGAAUAGAAGGGUGGUAUUUGUUGGUGAUUCAAUUGGAAGGAACCAAUGGGAGUCUCUGCUUUGUAUGCUCUCUAGUGCUGUUCCUAACAAGAAGUCCAUCUAUGAAAUUAAUGGGAGUCCCAUCACAAAGCACAUGGGUUUCUUGAUUUUCAAGUUUAGCGACUACAAUUGCACUGUGGAGUAUUACAGGUCUCCUUUUAUAGUCCUUCAAGGCCGUGCACCAGCUGGAGCCCCUAAGGUUGUUAAGUACACAGUUAGGGUGGACGCCAUGGAUUGGAUGUCGGGCCGCGGUAAGUGGAGCAGUGCUGAUAUUUUGAUCUUUAACACUGGGCAUUGGUGGAACUACGAGAAAACUAUCCGAGGGGGUGCCUAUUUCCAAGAAGGAAGUGAGGUCAAGAUGGAGAUGACUAUUACUGAUGGGUACCAAAAAUCAAUACGGACACUAUUCAAUUGGCUUCACAAAGAAGUUAACACAAGCAAGACCCACGUCAUCUUCCGUACUUAUGCUCCUGUGCACUUCAGAGGUGGUGACUGGAGGAGUGGAGGGAGUUGCCACUUGGAAACUCUUCCUGAUGCGACACCAGUUAAAUCACUGGAGCAAUGGGCUGACAUGCUUCAACCUGUGCAUAAUUUUCUUGGGAGCAGCAUCAGACCCAAGCUACCUGGGUUAGCUAUAUUGAACGUGACACAGAUGACAUCACAGCGAAAAGAUGGUCACCUCUCAGUAUACCUCAGCCCUUCAGGGCCUGUCCCUCUGCACAGGCAGGAUUGCAGCCAUUGGUGCUUGCCUGGAGUUCCUGAUACCUGGAACGAGCUUCUGUAUGCUGUCUUCAUGAAAAGGCAAACGGUGAUGGACCAAAAUGUUUCUCUUGCUGGCUCAACAACACUGAACACAGGCUGA
Molecule: messenger RNA, 1398 nt
Organism: Triticum turgidum subsp. durum (durum wheat)
Lineage: Eukaryota; Viridiplantae; Streptophyta; Magnoliopsida; Poales; Poaceae
Source: the annotation of a GenBank genome assembly